Messenger RNA from Coccomyxa subellipsoidea C-169, 1074 nucleotides. RefSeq lists its product as hypothetical. Gene Ontology annotation, molecular function: glycosyltransferase activity. Gene Ontology annotation, cellular component: membrane. The record is from RefSeq and is a predicted model, not a curated record. The coding region runs from base 1 to 1074 and encodes 357 amino acids. The transcript has 6 exons. Lineage: Eukaryota; Viridiplantae; Chlorophyta; Trebouxiophyceae; Coccomyxaceae.
AUGCCACAUGAGGAAGUCUGGACUGCAUGGAUUGGAGCACUAGCAGAAAAGACACGCUCAGAAAUUUUCUGCAACCCAGAGGCUUUCGCCUGCUACGACGCCCAGCGAAAGACAGGCGAUGAGAUCCACAGCGUGUAUGACCAGCAAGACUUCUUCACAAUCUACCUCCACACUAGCCCAGGCCACAUGGGAUGGCCCAAGGGCAGCAUCUUCUACGGCAGAGACGUCCCAGAUCCUGUUCGAACGGCUUGGGGGCAUCACAGCCUGACGGUGGCCACGCGCAAAGCCAUGAUAGAGGCCUUGAAAGACCCCUUGAACCAGCGUUUCCAGAUGGUCUGCCCGGCCACUGUGCCCGUGCGGCCGCCGCUCUUCACCUACACGCAGCUUCUCGCGCUCAAGAAGAGCCGCAUCCAAGACUUUGACCAGGAAGAGGAAGAGACUUGGAGCAGCAAGGCCUUCAGAUUCUCGCUGGACAUGCUUGCAGAGUAUCCGAUGCUGCACAAGCAUGCGAGGCGGCACUGGCAGUGGGUGACGCUCAACAGAGAGCACGCUGAGAUCAUCGGCAAGGAUGACUACGUCAUCAAAAUGUUCGACAAGCACUGCUUCUUCGGAGAAGAAAAGAGGACGCUGGAAUGCACCUCAGACGAGUCAUACGUUGGCACGGCGCUGAGCUACUGGCUGGCAGAGAGGAAUGAGAGCCUGGCCGAGCAGGCAGACGGGGAUCUGGCAAUGGCUGUAGCAACUCAGGCAGGAGGCUUCAAGGAAGAGGAGGUCACCGAAGAGACAGUCGCAGAGCUGCGCAACUCGUCCCCCAAAUGGACCAUCAAUUUUUGGGCCGACCACCGCCGUACAAAGGGCUGCCGGGCCGUGGAACGGCCGCAGGUUGCGCUGAGCAGCAAAGGGAUGCUGGGCGACGCAGCUUCGAGGGAGGAUGCAUGUCAGAUGUCAAAAGAUCCCCUCAAUCCUCCUCAGCGCAUGGUACCUUAUGAGGGCUGCUUAUAUUUUGCCAGGAAAUUCAUGCCACCGGUGGCGGAGACCGUCAAAGCUAUUCUCAAGGAUUUUUAUGUCAUUUAA